Molecule: messenger RNA, 759 nt
Organism: Cooperia oncophora
Lineage: Eukaryota; Metazoa; Nematoda; Chromadorea; Rhabditida; Trichostrongylidae
Source: the annotation of a GenBank genome assembly
AUGGUGCAACUUCGGGUCCAUAACGGGUUGAAUGAAUUUUAUUUUGAAUUUCAUCAGCCUCAGCAGGUCCCAAACUUUUUAUCUCUUUCAGUGGAUCCGAGCACACCAUCUUUCAUUGAAAACGAAAUUGGCGACGACUUUUUCAAUGUCACUUUUACUCCGUCGAAGUUUGACGACGAAGAACGACGUCCAGUUGGAAACACGUUCCUCGUAGAAUAUCGAGAAGCCGACACUGAUGAGUGGAAGCAGGUUCCGCAAAAAGGGGAUGAUUUGACUGUCACCGUUGGUGAUCUGAAUCCUGGAACAAGGUAUGAAGUACGUGUUGCCGCUCUUCAGAAGGAUCCAAGUGGAACAGAACGGGAGACGUACUCUCCUUCGAGUUAUAUAACAACUACUGGACGAUCACCAAAAACCGCCCGGUUAUGGUGGGUGUUGUUGAUCCUGCUGAUUCUGUUGUUAUUGCUGUGCAUCCUGUGUAUGAUUUGUGUCGCGCUGCGACAUCGCGGACAGAAUUAUCCAGUCUCUCAAAAGGAGCGUGAACAAGGCCGCGAACCGAUCCUCGCUAAACAACACUUUGGCGAGUACAAGAAUGAUGAUGAUGAGAAGCGAUCAUUAACUGGCAGUAAAGCGGAAUCUGAGACUGACAGCAUGGCCGAAUACGGCGAUACCGAUCCCGGUCGAUUCACAGAGGAUGGCAGCUUUAUUGGUAAUUAUUUACUCAUUCAUCUCUUUACUUGUUCAAAGACAGGGUGGGGCUAA